UUCUGCUGUAAUGAUAUGGCAAGGAAGUACAUGGAGCGGCGCUUUUCAAAGUCGCAUCGGACAACAAUUCCUGCCAGUUUUAAAGUGCCAGAACCAUGUGAGUUUUAUAACAAAGCAACGCCUUUUGUACAACGAACAUUAUUAUUUGUUGCUGAUGAAAAUUCCGGACCUAAGCCUUGUACUAGUGUAAGUGAAAAUCAAGAUGUGCCGAUCGAAGAGCCAACGCCGUCAGUUUCGAAACCGGGUGACGAGCAAGAAAAAUCGCCUAAAAAGAGCUCAUUUUUCUUCUCCCCUUCCAAAAGUUGCAAGAUUCACGGGCGUAGUUUUUUCCGGCUUCAGACGAGCCCCAAGAAGUCGAAAACGGAAACGUCGACGACUGAAGUAGCUAAUGCGACCCCGGCAGGGGCCGUAGCGGGGAACGGCGGGCUGAUAAGUUACGCUCCAGGCUGGUCGCUCAAGGGAGAACAUCUUAUGAAGUGGCAAGCAUCGGGAAAGACAACUAUAGAGAUCUACACAGACUGGGCGAACCACUAUCUGGAGCGGGCGCGAUCUCGGCGUCGCGCUGGUACGUCAGGGGCAGGGUUAGCACGAGACUGUGCUGAUGGAUUGCUGCUGGCUGAUGUGUUGGAAGGAGUUACGGGACUGAAGGUGCCUCGUGCACAUCGGAAGCCGAGGAAUCCACAGCAAAUGUUGGAAAACGUUCAGUGCUGCUUGGACUUCCUUAACGCCCAAAAAGUCCAAGGGCUGGAACAAGUAACAGCUGUAGAUAUCAGAGAUGCGAAACUUAAAGCGGUGCUAGCUUUAUUUUUUGCUCUGAGUCGACACAAGCAAGCUGCGAAACAACGUGCAGCGCCAUCUACUGUCAAUUUGCCGAACGCAGUUAAAAAUCCAAGCGACGAUGGUUCUUUGAGCUCCGUCCAGCGCAUCACAGGUGGCAGUAGCAGCGAUGAAAUUUUAACUGCUUGCGGCAAUUCUGUCGAAAUGACGACGCUGACAGCUAACAGACAAGUAUCGGUGCUGCAGACGUCGAUUCCGCUGCCAGCAUCGGCGGCAGCGGUGCGACGAGGACCGCCCGACAAACGUCCGCUACCUGCUACGCCUGUGCACUCAGGUGGCAAAAGCGGUCUGUCUGCAAGUUCCAGUCGAUCAACAAGUCCUUUAGGGCAAGGAACAGUGAGUUUUAUACCACGUGCGCCUUCUUCAUCUGGAUCCCGACCGAAUUCGUCCCUAUUGGCGUCGGGUAGCAAGAUUCCAUCCACUUUGGUAUCGCAAUCACAGCUACAGCCGCAGGCUCCAAGCAAUCAGAAUGGAACACCAACAAAGCAUUCCAUGCUUGACAAAUUGAAACUUUUUAACAAAGACAAAGUGAGCACUGAGAAACAAAAUAAUAAAAGCACCGCAGUGUCUAAACGUACCAGUUCUUCCAGUGGUUUCUCAUCAGCCAAAAGUGAGAGGUCUGAUUCUAGUUUAAGUCUUAACGAAUCAUCAAAUACGCCUAAUUCACAUAUCAAAUCUUCUAAUUUAAUAGGACCUAAACCUAUAAGGCAACCAACCGAUACUUUAUCAAAAGAUAAGUCUGGUAAAAAUGUAAAAACUAAAAUAGUUAAUUCAAAAUCACCUAAAGAAUCUUCCUCGAGUUUAAGCAAAUCUAGUUCUAAAUCGAGCAAUAAUGACAAAUCACGAAACAGUCCAAAAAUGAUUUCACGAGACAAAGAAUCUAAAAUAGCCACUCCUAAAUCUAUUAGUAAUACGAAGCUGAAUCAAAUGGAAGAUCUUUCAAGGAAUUCUAAAUUAAAGAUGGAAUCGAAAGUGAAAUCUUCAGGAAGCCAAAUGAAACUAAACAGUGGAACAUCAGAACACAAUGGUCAUAUACAUUCUCAGAGCUCCCAGCCUCAAACUCCUUCCGGUGCGCAAGGCUUUGGUCUUCAGAAUCACACUGGAAUUCCAAAACCAACAGCAGCUGUCAAAGGUACAUUCAAAUCAAAAGAAGACAGACAUGUCAUACACAAAAGUACAAAUAGUCAAUUAAGUCCUAUACAAAGCAAUUCUAGUUUAAAUUCUACUAAUAACGUAAGUGCACUUCCGUUCAGUAGAGAACAAUCUAAUUUAAGUAAAGAAACUUGUCAGAAACAGACACUUGCUGUUUCUCCAAUGCCUGUAAUCAAUUUAGGAGUUCCGAAUGCUACAUCGCAAAUGUCGGAAAGUUCACAUUCAAAUUCGACGCAUAGUACUACAGGGCAACAUUCAAACUCAAGCGACAGCAGCGUGAUUUAUAGACCUUCUAGUGAAUCGGGGUCUGAGAUGUCUAAAACUGGAAUUAGUAAUGGGACUGCUAAUAAAAGACAAAUGGAAAUGAGUUCAACUUACAUUAAAGAUGUUAUUAAUGAAGCAGAAAUUUCAGAAAAAGAAGCUGCACAGAAGCGACUACUUGAAAGCGCUGGACUAAGACCGUCACUUGAUCACAACACAACAUUGACAGAGUUAAACAAGAGUCGUGAAAGUAAUAGCAGAUCAAGCACGCCUUCUCAUUGUCGAGACAACUCACUUGGAGAUGACGAGAAUCCUUUGAUGAAUGUGAUGCCAAUGAGGCCGUUACUGCGCGGUUACAACAGCCAUUUAACACUGCCAAUGAGAACUUCUGGUUUAACACAGAAAAAUAUUCCUGGCUACCCUCAUCACGCUAAUACAGUGAAAGCAAAUUUUGGUCGAGAAAAUAUUGGACUACGAGAUCGUAUGAAUUAUGGCCCUGGAUUUUCGAAUCCCGAUUAUUGCGACCUUGAAAUUGCCUCUGGUUACAUGUCAGAUGGAGAUUGUUUGAGAAGAAUUAAUAUAAAUGAAAUUGAUUGUGGAAGAAACAAUGACGUCAUGGACGGGUACAUGUCAGAGGGAGGCGCAUCACUUUACGGUCGUCGUAUGAAUUACCAACAGACCUCGCAACUACAGCAGUUGGAAGAAAGACGCAGUGGAUCUCGCAAUAGGAUGGAGGGUGGCAGCGGUGUGGUGUAUCGGGUGGUAGGACGCACGCGUAGCAAAGCUGACUGCGGGCAGCAAACAGAGCGGCAACCAGGACCACGACAAGAUACCACGUGGAAGAAGUAUACGGACUCGCCUGGAGUAGGCGCUCCACCUUUGAAUCAAUUGCCCGCACCGCCCAGUCCGUCACAUGGACGCAAAGGUGAACGUCGUACAGGACACCACUCGCCACAACAUCAUAAGAGGGAGAAGCUCACGGCCGCUCAACAGCUUGGCAUUGUUCCUCAUUCACAGUACCCGUCAUCUAAUUCUAGUCAGCACUCUUCUAGAAGUGGGGGUUCUCAGGCGCAGCUACAAUCUCCAAGUGGCGGGUCACGUCCUUCAAGUGUCGCAAGCGGUGGGAACGGCAGCAGUUGUUCAUCGAGCAAAUCAAAAGUUCCACAGAAUUUCGGCUACGUGAAGAGACAAAAUGGAGUGAACCAACCAGCAACUCAACCAAAUGGCCCACCUCAACAUGGUCAUGGUGGAAGAACUGCGCAAGUUUCAGCUGUACCUAGAACUAAAGUCAAAGUGUCUGGUGGAACGCAAACCUGCACCCAAGAUCUCCAAAUACACAAAAAUGGCAUUGGACCAAAAUCAUAUUCCCUGGGAGGUACAGCAGCGGCGCAGCUAUCGGCGUCAGUACGGGAGAGGCUGCUUGGCUCGCAGUCAUUGCCAAAACCCGGCACUCAUGACUUUGCUGCCUUGUUCCACCAUCACAGAAUCGUCCCCAGAGGUGGUAUCAAGAUAAGUGACGGGAGCCUUUCUGAUACUCAAACCUACUCUGAAGUCAAGUCUGAUUACGGAAUACCCUACGCGCCCUGGCUGAGACAUAGCAACACGUACUCGGCGAGCGGCCGGCUGUCCGAAGGCGAAAGCUUGGAGUCCCUCAGCUCGCUCCAUUCAGCGCAGCACAACCACUCCUCCCCUAACUCUCACCAUCGCAGCUCACUCACUCACAAUAAGCACAUCAUGCACCGAGACGCUCAGGGCUCCCGAUUGAACCGGAGCAACAGUAUUAGCUACCUCAGAGAUAGGACGUUCCCAAGGUCCACCAAGUCUGAGAAAUUGUACCCAUCUAUGCUGCAAAGAUCUUCGGAAAGUGACUACGAGCCAUACUAUUGCUUACCUGUGCAGUACGGCCCUGCUACAGGUCAAGGUAUGAACUAUGGAGUCUCGGAGCCCCCGUCGCCGUCUCCUCGAUCUGCACUCAGCCCGACGCACCAGCCUGCCAACGUCAUGCACACACCUCGGCAUUCGCACCACUAUCCUAAGAAGAACGAUGACGUGCAUGGAUCGACAGCUUCUCUUGUAUCAACGGCGUCGUCGCUGGCUGCGGGAGCGGGCAACGACGAGAGACAUGCCCAUGAGGUAUGGGUUCGGAAGCUACGACGAGAACUCGCUGACGCCAAAGAAAAGGUCCACACACUCACCACACAGCUCACGACGAACGCACACGUAGUGUCAGCCUUUGAGCAAAGUCUCUCAAAUAUGACGCAGCGUCUUCAACAGCUUACCGCCACCGCGGAGCGAAAGGAUUCAGAGUUGACGGAGCUGCGGCAAACAAUCGAGUUGCUUCGGAAGCAGUCGAUUCAAGCUGGUCUGACGACUGCACAUAUGCAGUCUAUGGGCAUUCGCGCCGAUGGUGUUAAUGUCACAGGCCAGCAAGAGCCAAACACGCAAACGCAGCAAUCAUCUCCGCAGCGUACAGCACAAGGUGGUAACGGUGCAAUCACCAGGCACUUAUCCACCGAUAGCGUCUCCAGCAUUAACAGCCUCAGCAGUGGGUCUUCUGCACCGCACGAUAAGAAACAUAAGAAGAAAGGCUGGCUGCGCUCAUCGUUCACGAAAGCAUUCUCUAGAAAUGCGAAGAUAUCAAAGACUGCCAAACAUUCUUCCUUGGGGCAAUUGUCGUCACAAGACAGCUCUUCAGGGUCCCAUCACUACGACGACCCGCACACAAUUCGUGAAGGCAGCAACGAAAACAGUCUGGAACAUUCGCAUGAAGCGUUACCCGAAGCCGUAAAGGAAGCAGCACCCAAGACUGACGAUACCAAAGAAAAACAAGAUCAAGCAUUAGUAGAUGAACUGAAACGGCAGCUUCGAGAGAAGGAUCUGGUGCUUACGGAUAUUCGGCUGGAAGCCCUCAGCUCGGCACAUCAACUCGAAAGCCUUAAAGAUACUGUUAUCAAGAUGCGGAACGAAAUGCUAAACCUAAAGCAGAACAACGAGCGUCUACAGCGGCUGGUGACGUCACGCUCGUUGGCCGGCAGUCAAAGCUCGCUUGGCACUGGUGGCUCAGCAGUUGAGGACCCUAGGAGAUUCAGUCUUGCAGACCAGGCUACUAUGCACCAGACAACUAUAGACAUCCACUCUCAGCCAUUAGAUUUAGACUUCAACUGUAUUACCUCAACCCCUACCAUGGACUUCUCGAAAAAGGGCUCUCCCAAAUCCAUGGGCGAACCCAUCUAUGGCAACAAAGCUACCUGCGAACUAAGUGAAAAUAACGAAACUUUAUUAGAAGCACUCAAUGGUACCAGUGACAUAUUUGCCAACGGGUUGACUGCUACGGAUAGAUUAAGUGGAGAUUACGACAUUAACAGCGUGUUGCCUCCGCCUAAGAGUCGAGAACUUGCGAUAGGGGAAAGCUAUUCUGACAUUGGGGUUGCCGAUAGCCAAGGUGAUACGACUGAUGGAAAGAAAAUAGCGAUAGCUGUUUAUUUAGGCCAGCCUGAAACAUUUCAGAGAUAUUUUGAAGAAGUUCAAGACACGUUGACUGAAUCCGAAUGCAGAUUCUUCGCUAAACAGUCAUCUAGCUCGUAUAAUCACUUCGAGAAGCAGUCUAGCUUUGAUUCUCCGCGAAUGUCCCAAAACCACAGUCCCACCGUAGAAACACAGGAUUAUCCGCAGUCUAUAAAUAAGUCAAAUACGAAUAGCCUUAAAAGCAAUAAAUCUACGCACAGUAAUUCGUAUAAAAACGUUUAUAACAGUGACUCGACAAUAAACUGCAAUGAAUUCACGAUAGCUUACACGUAUAUUUCUGGCAAGACGACUUGGCAGAAUCUAGAUUACAUAGUUAGAAAGACGUUCAAGGAUUUCCUGUCGAGAAUAGAUCCGGGGACAAACCUUGGUUUGAACACAGACUCCAUUACGUCGUAUCAUUUGGGAGAGGCUACGAGAGGCCCGGAGAUUGGCUUCCCCGAACUGCUUCCGUGCGGAUAUAUCAUCGGCACUGUAAACACGCUUUACAUUUGCCUUCAAGGCGUCGGCAGCUUAGCAUUCGACAGCCUUAUACCAAAAAAUAUCGUAUACAGGUACGUGUCGCUAUUAUCGGAGCACCGGCGGGUAAUUCUAUGCGGACCCAGCGGAACCGGCAAAUCUUAUUUGGCAGCAAAAUUAGCCGAAUUCUACGUCCAAAGGACGCAACGCCGCGGCAACCCAGCAGAAGCCGUUGCUACUUUCAACGUGGAUCGCAAAACGUGUAACGAGCUUCGCGCAUACCUCGCGAACAUAGCCGAGCAAUGCAGUGCUGCAGCCGCCGGCGAAGAGGCAGCGCUGCCUUCAGUGGUAGUUUUAGACAACUUACAACACGCUUCGGCGCUUGGUGAUGCCUUUGCCGGACUCUUGCCGCCUGACAACCGGAACAUGCCAGUUAUUAUUGGAACAAUGUCCCAGGCGACAUGUAACACAACAAAUCUUCAAUUGCACCACAACUUCAGGUGGCUUCUUACUGCAAAUCACAUGGAACCUGUCAAAGGAUUCUUAGCUAGGUAUCUUCGUCGGAAAUUAUUCUCCCUGGAGCUGAGGCUGGGUCGCCGUGAGGCAGCUCUUGCUGCCGUGCUAGAAUGGUUGCCUGGUGUGUGGUCCACUCUCAAUGCCUUCCUCGAAGCUCACUCAUCCAGUGACGUCACCGUGGGCCCUAGACUAUUCCUCGCUUGUCCUAUGGAUCUCGAAGCUAGUCAGGCAUGGUUCGCGGACGUAUGGAACUACAGCAUCGUGCCGUACGUAUCGGAGGCCGUACGCGAAGGGGUCGCUCUAUACGGCAAACGUCGCCAUGCUGCGCAGGAUCCACUACAGCACGUCAAGUCUUCCUACCCUUGGCGGGAACCUAAUCAUUCACAUACGCUCAGAGCAAUAACCGUCGAUGACAUCGGCAUCGAGGAAUCGAAUCAAGAUGCGAACACAAACAAUAAUCAAGAUCCAUUGUUGAACAUGCUAAUGCGACUCCAAGAGGCGGCUAACUACAGUGGAAACCAAAGCCAAGACUCUGACAACGCGAGUAUGGACUCGAAUCUCACCCACGACAGCUCAAUGGCCAAUGAGCUCUAACACAGCUGUUAUAAUACUCUAUUUAUAACUGUUGAUUAAUGUUAAUGGAUAUGACCGAUGCGUUAAUUCAGAUAAUAUGUAACUUGACACUAAAAUUACGUCGAUCAUUUUAUUGUGUUAUUGUUUAACCUUUUGUUUCACUUAUCUAUAAUUUUUCUUUAAAUUUAUCCUUAGUUCUCCAUAUAAAAACGACUGAACGUUACAAUACCUAAUGUUCGAAAACUUGAAGAGGAUUUGUGUGAAUUAUGAUAUACAAAGCCAAAUAUUUGCCAUAUUUGUACAUUAUUUAUAUUUAUUUACGCUAGAGAUACGUCUAUAAUUUUGAAAUCUUAUUUUAUUUAGCAAUAUCUAUUAGUAAGUUGCUUCUUAGUCAAUCGCAGAAUUAUUAAAAGUUCCUUAUGGAAAGUUUUCACUCAGCUGUAUUUGCGGAUCGUAGCAAAUAUCAGAAGCUCGAGUAUUUAAACCUUUCUCUAAAAUGUUUUUAUUUCGUUGCAAUUUAAUGUGAUUCGUUAAAAGUCAAUGUUAAAAAGCUUGACGUGUAUUGUGAGGAAAUAAUAGUGCCUGGAGGGAUAUUUUUCCAUUUUUAUGAGGUAAUUCAAACAGUAUAAACUUUGUUCUUAGUGGAAUUUAAGGUACUUAAACCUGUGUUCAAUAUAAAAUCUAGUUUUUAUUAACAUUGUUAAUUUAUGUCAUUUGUAUUACCAACUGUAAAACACCAGACUCAGUUGUCAUAAAAAAUAACCAUUUUCACUGAACAAAGUUUACAACUGUCCAAGUUUAUAUAAAGCAUUGUGGCUUUUUACUAUUGUUAUAUUUUUCAAAUUAGAAUACGAACCGCAUUUGUAUUAUUAGACAUUGUAUGUAAUAUAUGAAAGUGUAAUUUUUAUACCAUUUUCAUAUUAAAACUCGUGUACCUAAUAAAAAUAUUUAGGUGUAAAUAAAAUAAUAUGUUUAAUAUAAUUUUUUCUACGCAAAUACACUAACCGCUACUAUGCCAUAAAAAGUAUAAUGUU
Hyposmocoma kahamanoa is the source of this 8354-nucleotide messenger RNA. It is a transcript of the gene sick, whose product is annotated as protein sickie. Lineage: Eukaryota; Metazoa; Arthropoda; Insecta; Lepidoptera; Cosmopterigidae. Gene Ontology annotation, biological process: neurogenesis; nervous system development. Bases 16 to 7341 code for a protein of 2441 amino acids. Gene Ontology annotation, molecular function: ATP hydrolysis activity; protein binding. The record is from RefSeq and is a predicted model, not a curated record. The transcript is spliced from 34 exons.